Messenger RNA from Phytophthora sojae, 1590 nucleotides. RefSeq lists its product as hypothetical. Lineage: Eukaryota; Oomycota; Peronosporomycetes; Peronosporales; Peronosporaceae. The transcript has a single exon. The annotation marks the transcript as partial. The record is from RefSeq and is a predicted model, not a curated record.
UCUCCCAGCUCCGAUCGAUCCACGAGCCACCUCCCCGUUCCAACACGCACCAUGUCGCUGCGCAGUCGCCGAGCCCAACACCCGACGGGGACUUUGGAGCUUCCGCAACUCGACCGCUUCCACGACCGCGCCGAGCGAGCGCUAUCCCGAACCAUCGCUGCGUACGCGGAGCUGGACGGCUCCAGCGUCGACACCUUCCGGUGGAAGAGUCUUCGAGCUCGUCACGGCGUUCGACUCUUUCGUGGCCGUCACUUGACCUCCAAGGGGAAAACCCCGCUGCUCUGUGUCGGUACACUUCGUGGUCGCUUCGACGACGUCCUGGACGGCCUGUACUGCGACAACACCGAGGAGCUGCUGCUCACGAACGCCGUCAAGUGUCCGCGACUGGCCGAGAGCGCCGUGCUGUACGCGGUUCAGAAGAAGACGCCGUUGGAGCCCUACGCCUUCACGGGCAUCAAGUGUGCCAAGCUCAAGCUAUCGGUUGCAAGCACUCGAGACUUGUGCUACUUCGACAAGAUGGGGCUGGUGCGGCAGAAGUCGGGGAGGCGGACAGCUUACCACGUCAUGCAGUCGGUGGAUCUGCCUCAGAGGACCAGCCACAAGCGGGUGCAGAUGUCGGUUUGCUAUGUGUUGGAGGAGCUGGAGGAUGACUUGGUGGGCGUCUACAUGCAGGGCGAGAUGGACCACGCUGCGCUGUGCUACUCCGCCGCGGUGGCAGUGUCCGAGGUUCUACUAUCGAUCGCCAAUGUACUGGAGUGCGCGCGCGCCAAGAAGCUCGCGCACAUAAUGUCAGCUUCGACGAACCGGCCAAGAUCCUCCUCGUCACGGAGGGACUGCUACAUCUGCAAAGGCAGCGCGUAUUUCUUUGAGAGCUUGGCCGACUGUGCCGGCUGCCGCAAACACGUGUGCAAGAAGUGCCGGUUCAGGGAGCAUGUGCUCGUCCGUGACGCGAGCUCGAGCUCGCAGCUUACGCGCGCUGAGUUUUGCCGCGUGUGCAUCGCCAAGGUGAGUGUGUCUUCUCUCAAUGAGAUCCGCGGUGAAGCAGAUGGAUACAGCAAUGAGGAGGAGCUGGGAACUGCAGUGCAGACAAGGAGGACCGCCGCGUUCUGCAGCAUUGACGAGGAGACGGAGGACGUCAAGGUGGACAUUCAGGGCAGCGCUCGCUCGCUCAGCUCCUUCGUGCGCAAGAUCUCGGCGCAGAUGCAGGAGCUGAGCACGCGCGGCGACUACCGAGCGUCCAGCUUGUCGUCUAUGGGGAAGGCGUUUGAGGACGACUCGGACUUGGAGCGCGAAAGCCAAGACGUGCUCAACUGUAGCCGCCUCAAGAGCGGCCAGUUCGUCGUGCUGGACAAGGGCCUGAUCGACAUGUCGGGCCGCAGCCCGUGCUCCACGACCUCGACGGCUUCGUCCUUCGAGUACGAAGACCCGGAGCAGCGCCACUCGGCGUUGUACGCCAAGCUCCAGCAGGUGGCCAACCAGGCCGAGGAGACCUGGGCGUUGGCCCGAGAACACUCCCUCAUCGCCCACUCUGUCCGCGCGCGCAGUCGGCGGAACACACAGACGGACUGCUCUGGUUACACGAGUCAGUAG